AUGGAAGUAAACGAAACCUGCGAAUUAGAUGAAACUGAAUCAGAAAGAUCAAUUACUAGCAGAAUCCAAGAAGUUAUUGACUCAUCAACCAAUUAUAAUAAGGCAAAGGGAAAGGAAAUUGAGGUAACUGAUGGCCCUAUCGCUAGUCGAACUGGAAAGGCUCAACAACAAUCGACUCCAGCAGGAAAUACAGUUAAAGACACUUCCACUAGUCUUACGAAAGCACUCUUCGUAACGACUAUUCUAUCAUUAAUGUUAACCCAGGCAAUAGCAACGAAGAAUUGCAAUUGGAUUUCAGGGAUACCGUUCAAUAUUCCGGAAAG
This is a messenger RNA of Loa loa (African eye worm), 323 nucleotides long. RefSeq lists its product as hypothetical. The record is from RefSeq and is a predicted model, not a curated record. The annotation marks the transcript as partial. NCBI's taxonomy places the organism in Eukaryota, Metazoa, Nematoda, Chromadorea, Rhabditida, Onchocercidae. The transcript has a single exon.